Molecule: messenger RNA, 2420 nt
Organism: Colias croceus (clouded yellow)
Lineage: Eukaryota; Metazoa; Arthropoda; Insecta; Lepidoptera; Pieridae
Gene: gish
Product: casein kinase I
Exons: 15
Coding region: 453-2051 (532 amino acids)
Biological process (GO): endocytosis; peptidyl-serine phosphorylation; signal transduction
Cellular component (GO): cytoplasm; nucleus; plasma membrane
Molecular function (GO): protein serine/threonine kinase activity; ATP binding
Source: RefSeq, a predicted model, not a curated record
AUCAAACUGAUUAAUUUUCUUCUUUAAAAUUAAUAAAGUCAAUUCUUUUAAUUUAUAUGUAAAAGUGACUUCAGUGAACCAUUGGUGGCCAUUACAAAACCUAAACUUUUUAUCGGGACAAAUGUCCAUUUGAUGUUUCGGCGACGUUGUGAAGCUAAUCAAAAAUUGCACCAUUCGCGAGUCGCCGAAACAUUUUUGCGGUUACAGUGUGACGAAAAUGAUUUUGAGAUAAAUUCUACAGUGUAGUGAUUAUUGUGUUGAAAAGGAAGAAAAAAAUAGUAAUAGUUAAAAUAUUGAGGCGUGGAUUGGUGUAGUGUAUGUUAUGGCGAGAUUGCAGUGCGAUAGUUACUAGUCGUGGUGAAAUGGACUGCGGCGUGGUGAGGGCCCGUGUGACUGUGGGCACCAGGAGUCAUCUGGCGUGUCGGAUAUAGACACACAGAGCUACUUAUAUUAUGAAUAAACGUGACGGCAAUAAGGAUAAGGAACGUCAGAGUGACGACAAAAGAACUUCCACCGCAACCGGCGCGGUGGGUGGACGCGGCGGGGGCGGAAGCAGCGCGAUGCACACGUCGCGGCACUCCGUCACGUCGUCCUCCGGCGUCCUUAUGGUCGGGCCCAACUUCCGCGUCGGCAAGAAGAUUGGAUGCGGCAAUUUCGGCGAACUUAGGCUCGGAAAAAAUCUCUACAACAAUGAACAUGUAGCGAUUAAAAUGGAGCCUAUGAAGUCAAAGGCUCCGCAAUUACAUCUAGAGUACCGAUUUUACAAAUUACUAGGAACUCAUGCACCUUCGACAGCUGAAGGUAUCCCGGAGGUGUACUACUUCGGGCCGUGCGGUAAAUACAAUGCGCUGGUCAUGGAGCUGCUGGGCCCGUCGCUCGAAGAUCUGUUCGACUUGUGCGGCCGUCGUUUCUCUCUAAAGACUGUCUUGAUGAUCGCUAUGCAGCUGUUACAUCGUAUCGAAUAUGUCCACACAAGACAUCUAAUAUAUCGCGAUGUGAAGCCGGAGAAUUUUUUAAUAGGUAGAACUGCAACUAAAAGGGAAAAAAUCAUUCACAUCAUUGAUUUCGGUUUGGCCAAAGAAUAUAUAGACUUAGAGACAAACAAACAUAUCCCAUACCGGGAGCACAAGUCACUCACCGGCACCGCCAGAUACAUGUCAAUAAAUACACAUUUAGGAAAAGAACAAUCAAGACGCGACGACCUAGAAGCCCUCGGUCAUAUGUUUAUGUAUUUUUUACGUGGUUCCUUACCCUGGCAGGGUUUAAAAGCUGAUACUCUCAAAGAAAGAUACCAAAAAAUCGGUGAUACAAAACGAGCGACGCCUAUUGAGGUGCUCUGCGAGGGCCACCCGGAGGAGAUGGCGACGUACCUGCGCUACGUGCGGCGGCUGGACUUCUUCGAGACGCCGGACUACGACCAGCUGCGGCGCAUGUUCCGCGAGCUGUUCGAGCGCCGCGGAUACGUGGACGACGGCGAGUUCGACUGGACCGGCAAGACUAUGCCAUCGAAUAUGCACGUCAUGCGAAUACUACGGAACGCACCGCCUUCUAAUGUCGUUAGAAAUAAAUCCGAUAAGUCUACGCCAGUGGGAUCAAUUCAGACGGGACACGAGAUAGUUGUAUCUCCGAAUCGUGAUAGACAUCAGCCCUUUCACAAGGAUGAUUUGUGUGAUUAUAUGAUUGGUAUGCUUGAGGACGAUGAGGCGGCGCUAAUAUCCGGAGAGGGGGCUGUUAAGGACUCUGGCACGAGUGGUACAGCGAACACGGGAGGCAACUGGCCGCACAGCGGCAAGGCCACCCCGCUCACUACGGGCCACUUGACGCCCGCCGACCGCCAUGGCUCGGUGCAGGUGGUAAGCUCAACGAACGGCGAGCUGGGCGCGGACGACCCGACGGCGGGGCACAGCAACACGCCGAUCACGCAGCCGCACCACGAGGUGGACGUGGUCGACGACACCAAGUCAGUGUUGCAACUACAAUCCGUGUAUUCCAGAUGCUGUUGCUUCUUCAAGCGCAAAAAGAAGAAGUGCGCGACGCGCGCGUACAAGUGACGCGUGUGUGCCACGUGACCGCACCACACACACACCCGCACACACACACACACACCCGCGCCUACACGCAUCGACCCCCAUAUACAGACCCCGAAUAAUGCGAACCGAAUAGAAAACACUUUUUAAAUUUUUUUUUAGCAAAUUUUUUUGUUUGUAUAGAUUUUUUGUCCAAAUUUGUUGUAUCAUAGAUUUUAUUUUAAUUGUUCAUGUUAUUCUAUUCGGAUCGCGGAAUACCUCGAUCAUAUUACAUCAUUGGAUUAUAUAAUUGUUAGCUCGGUAUAGAAUCUGUUUGGUGUCUCACAGUUGUAAAUUUACUGAAGCUAUCUAUAUGUCGUAUGGAAAUGUAUUUAAAUAUAAUGUCCAUUUAAC